This is a messenger RNA of Oncorhynchus masou masou (cherry salmon), 4220 nucleotides long. RefSeq names its product protein FAM110B-like. The transcript has 2 exons. The record is from RefSeq and is a predicted model, not a curated record. Bases 435 to 1679 code for a protein of 414 amino acids. Lineage: Eukaryota; Metazoa; Chordata; Actinopteri; Salmoniformes; Salmonidae.
UUAGCUGUUUGGUGUUGCCCUACAGUUUGGAGGCCAUCCCCACACGUUCCGUAUAACGGAACGAUAUUGCAGUAUCCUUUGUUUUCUUUCGCUGGGUAUCAAGAUCUGCUGCCUCCAGUCAGGCGAACAAAGGAGGGGAGACGAGGCUGAUCCUUCCCACAAUCCUUCAGGGCCUACUGAUCCGGACCACUGCUCUGCCUUCUCACUCCCCGCUCCCCCCCACCCUAAGGCUGGCAAGCUGUGGGGCAGUAGGAUCAGGGCAGCAAUAAGGGCUGAUUGAUGCUCUGUGGGGAUGAGACCUGGCUGCUGAAGGCCAGUGGAGACGGCUCCCAUUCUCCGCUCGCCUGGCUUUAUGUGCGUGUCUGCAGGCUGCCCUACGCGCAGCAGAGCCACCCCCCACGUCAGCCACGGUGGCCACCCCGAGCCAUCCAGACAUGCCCACUGAGACCCUGCCGUCGCUGGCAGAUAGCAAACCCACCGGCCCUGGGGCGGCCUUUGUCUCCGCUGUCCCCCUGCGCAUACUCAACAAGGGACCCGAGUACUUCCGGCGCCAGGUGGAGACCAACCCUAAGCGGCUGAGCGCCGUGGAGAGGUUGGAGGCGGACAAGUCCAAGUACGUGAAGAGCCAGGAGGUCAUCAACGCCAAGCAGGAGCCUGUCAAGCCCCAGCUGCUGGCCAAGCCACCUGUCUGCCCCGCCAUGGCCAAGAGAGGGGCGAAUGGUGGCGGUUGUGGUGGGGUGGCCCUCAAGACAUUCAAUAACAACUCCAAGUCGGACACAUGCGCCACCACCAGCAAACGGGAGAACCUUAACCUGGAGAUCCUCAAGAACCUCCUGAACAGCUCCGGCUCGGUCUCUGAUGGCUACGCAAAGAGCGCUACUCUAAAACCUGGGGCCAGGAGCUUGGCCCCCCACCGCUCCACCCCCACACCCAUCACAGACUGCACUGAGCCCACCAGCCUCCGUUCCGUCGCCAAGUCCCUCAAGGUGCCUCCGCCUGCACCUGGCCGACAGAGCCCCCAGGGGGGGAACCUGAACCUCAGCCGCCGGCUGCUGGAGGAGCGGGGCGAGGGCAAUCACUCACCCCUCCAUGCCUCCCACAGCUCCUCUGACAUCCGCAGGCUGUGCAACGGUAAGCCUCUAAGGGCGGCCCGAAGCAGCAGCAGCUCCGCACCUCCCUUACCCCCCAAGCCCAGUACCAAAGUCCUGGCACCCCUCUGCGACAAUGCCCCUCAGUCCCCUGAGAGGGAGCCUCCGCCGCCCUCCUCUGCCACCCCAGAUGAGCAGUUGGAGCUAGAGUUGGGGAGCUCGUUGGCCCGCCGGCCCUCUCUCCACCGCUCCAAGUCGGACCUGAGCGACCGGUAUGCGCGGGCAGGCGCCGACGUGGAACGCUUCUUUAACUACUGUGGGCUGGACCCUGAGGAGCUGGAGAGCGUGGGCGUGGAGAGCUUUGCCCGCGCCAACUCCGACAUAAUCUCCCUCAACUUCCGCAGCGCUAGCAUGAUCAGCUCGGACUGUGACCAAUCACGGCAUAGCAACGAGGACAUGACGGACGAGGAGGAAGACGUGAGCGAACGCGUGCCGUACGGAAUCUCGGCCGUGGAACGAAAUGCCCGCGUCAUCAAAUGGCUGUACAGCAUCAAACAGGCACGCGAGUCUCAGAAAGUGUCUCAUGUCUAAAAGAGAAGGAAGAAACAAACUAUUAGAUGGUCCUUGCAACAAAACAAAAAAAGACUUCCGAUGGAAUGAAGAUCUUUGGACACUCUGAAUCUCUGAAUGUCAAAGUAUUGACUGGCAAGACGCCCUUGGAUGGAUCUUGCGGUCGCUAUUGCGUUCAGUGUUUGUUGUCCUCUGAAUCUGCAUGGCUCCUCCCACCCACCCGCCACUGCAGCCUCCAGCUAAAGCAACAGGUUUAGGAAAAUAUUGCCUUUUUCAAGAUGGCAGCAGUUCAGUUCCGUCUCUUCGAGCAGUACAGCUCUCUCUCAUUGUUAUGCUUUCUGUCUGUUUAGACCAGCACAAUGACACCAGCUCUUUUUAGAUGUCAUCUUAAUGUCCUUUCUUUCUGAACAACACUGAGCCUGGAAGCCAUACGGGUGUGAAUGCAGCUCUUCAGUGUGUAACCAGUCUUUAGUCUGAUAAUUCUGAGCUUUGAGUGUCUAUAGAAAAAAACUUCCUUGAAAAAAGGGCUGUGAGCAUGGUACAGUCCAAACCUGCUUCACCCCUUUGGUACCAGGAGAGUUUGUUUGGUACAUUCCAGACCCUGCCCCCUUCCCGGGGAAACCCCAUAUUUAUCCCCUUUUUCAGUGUUACUAUGGUGAUAGCAUUCAGGCAGCAUCAUGAAAUCAUUCAGCAUUACGUGGUUUUUGCUUCUGUUUAGUUUGUUGUCCAUAACAUUCUCAUUGGCAGUUUGAUUUUGUGGUACUUGCUUUUUUUAAAGAUAUGUGUAAAUGCUGUAAGAAAAUGUAUAUAAUUUCAAAACUGUUAGCUUAACAGGCGCCCUCUGACAAACAUCUAACUUACUACAUUGUUCAGUCUUCUCUCUUGGCUUGACUGUGAGACUGCGUCAAACCCAGUUCAUGAUCAAAUUUUUACGACGUUAUGAUGACAUACACUACCGUUCAAAAGUUUGGGGUCACUUAGAAAUGUCCUGGUUUUUGAAAGAAAAGCUUAUUUUUUUGUACAUUAAAAUAACAUACAAUUGAUCAGAAAUACAGUGUAGACAUGGUUAAUGUUGUAAAUUACUAUUGUAGCUGGAAAUGGCAGAUUUUUUUAUGGAAUAUCUACAUAGGCGUACAGAGGCCCAUUAUCAGCAACCAUCACUCUUGUGUUCCAAUGGCACGUUGUGUUAGCUAAUCCAAGUUUAUCAUUUUAAAAGGCUAAUUGAUCAUUAGAAAAUUGCAAUUGUUAGUACAGCUGAAAACUGUGUUGAUGAAAGAAGCAAUAAAACUGGCCUUUAGACUAGUUGAGUAUCUGGAGCAUCAGUAUUUGUGGGUUCGAUUACAGGCUCAAAAUGGCCAGAAACAAAGAACUUUCUUCUGAAACUCAUCAGUCUAUUUUUGAUCUGGGAAAUGAAGGCUAUUUCAUGCAAGAAAUUGCCAAGCCACUGAAGAUCUCUUACUACUCCCUUCACAGAACAGCACAAACUGGUUCUAACCAGAAUAGAAAGGAGUGGGAGGCCCCGGUGCACAACUAAGCAAGAGGACAAGUACAUUAGUGUCUAGUUUGAGAAACAGAAGCCUCACAAGUCCUCAACUAGCUUCUUCAUUAAAUAGUACCCAGAAAACACCAGUCAACAGUGAAGAGGCGACUCCGGGAUGCUGGCCUCGCAAAGACAAAGCCAUAUCUCAGACUGGCCAAUAAAAAGAAAAGAUUACGAUGGGCAAAAGAACACAGACAUUGGACAGAGGAAUUCUGCCUAGAUGACCAGCAUCCCGGAGUCGCCUCUUUGCUGUUGACGUUGAGACUAGUGUUUUGCAGGUACUAUUUGAUGAAGCUGCCAGUUGAGGACUUUUGAGGCGUCUGUUUCUCAAACUAGACACUAAUGUACUUGUCCUCUUGCUCAGUUGUGCACCGGGGCCUCCCACUAUUUUUAUUCUGGUUAGAGCCCGUUUGUGCUGUUCUGUGAAGGGAGUAGUACACAGCAUUGUACAAGAUCUUCAGUUUCUUGGCAAUUUCUCGCAUGAAAUAGCCUUCAUUUCUCAGAACCAGAAUAGACUGAUGAGUUUCAGAAGACAGUUCUUUGUUUCUGGCCAUUUUGAGCCUGUAAUCAAACCCACAAAGGCUGAUAUGCCAGAUACUCAACUAGUCUAAAGAAGGACAGUAUUAAUGCUUCUUUAAAUUAAAACAACAGUUUUCAAAGGAGUUUUCUAGUGAUCAAUUAGCCUUUUUAAAAUGAUAAACUAACACAACGUGCCAUUGGAACACAGGAGUGAUGGUUGCUGAUAAUGGGCCUCUGUACGCCUAGGUAGAUAUUCCAUUAAAUAAAAAUCCAGCUACAAUAGUCAUUUACAACAUUAACAAUGUCUACACCGUAUUUCUGAUCAAUUUGAUGUUAUUUUAAUGGACAAGUGACCCCAAACUUGUGAACUGUAGUGUACAUGUUCAGUAUAUUGGAGUUGGAACUGUUUUGGUACUCAGUACUUCAAAAUGAAGGCAAUGAAUUGUGUUCACUUUCAUUUAUUUUGCAUUAUUUCAAUAAAUGGCUUGUUUUGCCGUCUACUU